ACUUCGAUUUGCCGUUUAGUUUGUGGAUUUAGAUCGAGAUUUGAGCGAUUUAUAAGUACUUUGGUGACAGUUUGUUUGUUUACAUUUGAAGAGAUUUAAAAAUGGCGAAUGUUGACUUUGGUGGCCAGGACUUUGAUGCUUCUGGGGAUGAUUCCGACGGAGAUAACGAUGCCGUUGCUCCCAGAAAUAACUUUCUCAAUGCAAAUGUACGUGUAGAUCCUUUUGCCGGAUUAGGGGACCUGUUUUUGGACAGUGAUGAUGAAGAAGAUGAGGAUUUUUUUGGUUUCCCUGGCAACGUUGGAGAUGUUCCUGAUUUGAAUUGGAGGAACCGUUUGAAACCUAUUGAUAGAGUUAACUUUGAGGAAACCCCUGGUCCUACCAUUCAAAACCCCCCAGGCAAUGGUUUGGCUAUUGAUUAUUUUCAACUAUUCUUUGAUGAUGCUUUCUUGGACAAGAUUAGAAUCCUUACCAAUCUGAAUGCCAGUCGUAAGAAACACCGUGACCCUGACGCAAACAAGUCUGCAUGGAAAGAGAUUGAAUCCACUGCUGAACUCAAGGCAUUCUUUGGCAUGUUAUUAUUCAUAGAGAAGUACUUAGAUUGUAGGAUUGAGAGUGUGUGGGAUAAUGAAAGGGACAAUUUCAUGAUGUCAUUUCCAGGGCUCUCCCUUAUCAUGGGGCGUCGGCGCUUCACGCAAAUUUUGCGGUACUUGCACUUUUGUGAUGAAGACAAGGCAAGGGACCAGGACCAAACAGCUGAUAAACUAUAUAAACUGAAGCCUCUGCUGUUACAUCUCAAGAAAGCUUUCAUGGAUAACUUUGUUCCAGAAAGAGAGAUGGCUAUAGAUGAAUGCAUGGUGCCAUUCAAGGGCCGAUUGGGUAUGAAACAGUACAUGAAAGACAAGCCCGUAAAGUGGGGUAUCAAGGUGUGGAUGCUAGCUGAGAGCAAGACUGGCUACAAUUAUAACUUUGAGGUUUAUGUGGGGAGGAAUAUGAACAAUGAUGCCUAUCCUAAUGUUGGCCUGGGGGAAACAGUAUGCCUCAGCCUGACAGAGCCCAUCUCUCAGAAGGGCUAUCACAUUUAUAUAGAUAGGUUUUAUACUAGUCCUGCACUGAUGUACCAUACCCUGCAGAGGGAGCUUUACUUCUGUGGUACAGUUCAACCAAACAGAAGGCAGUUUCCAGAUGUUCUCAAGAAGACCAAGCCUCAAGCAACUAGAAUGGCUCGAGGUGAUCUCCUAGUGGAGAGUGGAUGCAGUUACUGGGAUGGUUGUGACAACUUGGAAGGACAAUCGGGUGGUGUAUUACUUGUCGACAAUUCAUGAUCCAGAGCAAGCUGGGUUGACUGUUACCAGGCGUUACAAGCAGGGGGAGGCCUUAGAAAAAGCAGCCAAUCCUAGUGUGGAGGACUAUAAUAAGUACAUGGGGGGUUUUGACCUCAACGACAAAAUGACAAAAAUUGAUAGAUCAAGAAAGACGUACCAUUGGUACAAUCGGAUUUCCAGGAAGAGUCUGAUGUGGGCAGUCUUUAAUGCCUAUAUCAUAGAAGGCUUCUUUGUCAAUCACAGCCCCCCAGGGAAGAGGAAGAGAGAUUUUGAGGAGUUCUUUUUGGAAGUAAUUCAUCAGCCUGUGGGUACAUACAGUGGUCGGACGAGGAAGAGGUCUUUCGGAGCGGGAAAUCCGAUUACCAGAAUGGAUGGACAGGGCCAUGAGCCCGUGAUCCCUGAGGAUGCCACAACAGAUAACUUGUGUGUUGUGUGCUUGGAAAGGCACUCUACACAGCUGUUUCAGCUAAGCCUAAACAUGACAUCGAAAUAAACCAUUCUGCCUACUAGCCUGCUGCCCAACGAUUGGUCCAUGCGAAAAGCCUGUUAACCGCUAUGUAAACAUUGUCGCCAAUACACAUCUCGCACAUUAUCGCAAUACCCAUUCAGCCAAAGGGUUAAUGCAUUGGCAUCGUUCAAACAUCAGCGCGCUUCUGUACACGUGCUCGAAUUAGAUACGACGGUUUUCAUUGGCUCAUAAGUUGUGUUACAUGACCAUUCACCCGGCUUGAAAAUUUCAUGAAAUUUGGACCAAAAUUAACGAAACAGUGGCGAUUUCCAUGCUUUUUAUCGAUUUUUCGACAAGUUACAGAUUUCGGAAUUCUUCAAGACUAGAUAGCCAGCUGGUUGCAUGGUGUGUACUGCAGAUAACUUCUCGACUUAAUCCGGCUUAUGUGAUGCUUUAGUUGAUUCGAGAGGCUACAUGUAUAUAGGCCCAGUACGUCGACAUCAUUGAUCCGGCAGUGAACAAGAUAAAUGGUUCAGCCUCCAAGAUGUGUCACCAGAAAUGCAACCGACAUUAUAGACAGGCGUGAUUACUACUCUGAUUUUGGAUUGAUGGUAAGUUCCGAGGCUAUUUUGAUUGCAAUUAAAUAUUAUUUGAAUCUACAUUGAAAUAAAAGUGGACAUCUGUAGGAUACUUCCUUUCUUUCUCUAGAUUCAACACUGGUCAGUGUCAGAAUUGAAUUAGAA
Messenger RNA from Lineus longissimus, 2513 nucleotides. Its product is annotated as piggyBac transposable element-derived protein 4-like. Bases 102 to 1322 code for a protein of 406 amino acids. Lineage: Eukaryota; Metazoa; Nemertea; Pilidiophora; Heteronemertea; Lineidae. The transcript has 3 exons. The record is from RefSeq and is a predicted model, not a curated record.